Messenger RNA from Eutrema salsugineum, 858 nucleotides. Its product is annotated as probable transcription factor At1g61730. The transcript is spliced from 2 exons. Gene Ontology annotation, biological process: regulation of DNA-templated transcription. NCBI's taxonomy places the organism in Eukaryota, Viridiplantae, Streptophyta, Magnoliopsida, Brassicales, Brassicaceae. The record is from RefSeq and is a predicted model, not a curated record. Bases 1 to 702 code for a protein of 233 amino acids. Gene Ontology annotation, cellular component: nucleus.
AUGGAAAGGGGCCCAAGCCAAGGAACCUCCUUGAGGGUCAAGCAAGAAGAGAAAAAUCCGCCGAUAUAUGAAAGUCUUUGGAAAAAGCACGAUGAGAAGUUAUUGCUCCAAGGAGCCAUCGAUUUUGGUGAGUGUCCGUUUGGAGAUAAGGAGGGAUUUCACCGACAGGUCGAGGGAUCAAUCAGCUUCGAGGCUAGCACGAACGAGAUAAUUGAAAAGCUAAAGAGAUUAAAGAUGAAAUAUCUCGAUAACAAGAGAAAGGGUGUAGAGUCUUUUAAAAAAGCUCACGAUGAGUUUUGUUUUCUUGCUUCCAAUCAUCUUUGGGGACCGGGUGGGAUUUAUGCGAAGGAAAAGAAGAACAAGACAAGCAAGGCGAAGAAGAAGAACGAGCCAAGCAAGGGAAAGAAGAAGAACGAGACAAGCAAGGUGAAGAAGAAGGAGGAGGUGGUGAAAGAAGAAGAAGAAGAAGAUAAGAAAGUGGGGUGGGUUCUUGCAGAAGACUGGUUCGAGAAGUCCUAUGUUGUCGGAUCGAUUGCUGGAUCUGGUAUCGAUGAGGAAGCUGUGAAAGCAGGAUGGAGAAUGGCACCAAUGGAAGAAAAAAAGAAGAUUGAAGAAGAGUGGAGAGCGUUGCAAUUGAAAGAACUGAGCUUUUUGUCGCUCAAGAUGGAGUUUUUGCUUGAGGUAACCAAGAUGCUUAAGUGAUGGAGAUGCAAUAAAAAUGGCUUUGUUGUUGUGUUUUUGGUUAAGUAGUUUAUUUUAUGUUAUGUUUCUGUUUCGGAUUGUUUCUUUUGUGAUUUUGUCAAUCUGUUGCCUUGAACAAAAAAAAGUUUCACUUUGUUUCUCAGAAUAUUAAUCGAU